UCUUUUCCAGUGUUGUGGUGGUUUCUUGGAGAUAGAAUGGAGGAACCGGGGAAGAGCCCUUCAGGUGUCAAGCAGACCAUUGCCGUCCCUGGAGAAAGUUUUUCUUGUGGGCCUGAAAAAGCUGGUCGCAAGGUGAGGGAGUUGGACAUAAACGAGCCACCUGCUGACAAAGAUGAGGAAGAGAAAGAGGAAGAGGACGAGGAGGAGAUCCUGAUGGGAGGAGCAGAUGAUAGUGAGGAUGGAGAAAAUGGAAACCCACGGCCCAAAAGGCUCCGCCUCUCCGAGGAGCAAACCCAGUUGCUGGAAGACACAUUCAGGAAGAACUGUGUCCUCAGCCACAGCGCCAAGGAGGAGUUGGCUCCGAAGGUGAAGCUGACGCCGCGCCAGGUGGAGGUCUGGUUUCAGAACCGGCGGGCUCGGAUCAAACUGAGACGGGCCAAGAAUGAAUGCAAAUUGCUAAAGCAGCGGUUCAAGUUACUGAUGGAGGAGAACCAGAGGCUCCAGCAAGAGGUGAAGGAGCUACAUGCCCUUCUUGUGGCUGCACGCACCACCACCAUCAUCAUGUGCCCUAGAUGCAAGCGCGUCACCUCGGUGGCUGGCAUCCAGCGCUGCUCCAAAACUCCCGAUACCAACCUUAGCCUUUAAAGCGAAACCCUAGACAUGGUUAAGUUCGGAAUAUUGGGAGAUGAUGUAUGCAUGAAAGAUAAGGAGGGAUGUCUCCAGGAUAUUUGAAAUAAUCCAUUGCAUGUUU
Messenger RNA from Elaeis guineensis (African oil palm), 751 nucleotides. Its product is annotated as homeobox-leucine zipper protein HOX3. Gene Ontology annotation, molecular function: sequence-specific DNA binding; DNA-binding transcription factor activity, RNA polymerase II-specific. The record is from RefSeq and is a predicted model, not a curated record. Gene Ontology annotation, biological process: regulation of DNA-templated transcription. NCBI's taxonomy places the organism in Eukaryota, Viridiplantae, Streptophyta, Magnoliopsida, Arecales, Arecaceae.